AAACUAAUAAUGAAGAAGUUAUGGUCCGGAAAGCCAGUUUUAUCGAGCCGUAUUGGGUGACUUAUGAUGGGCCGUAAUCUCUUCUAUUAAUGGGCUUUUCCCUAUAAUAUGGGCCUGAGACUAUAAAACAACCAAGUCCCAACCCAUAAUGGCGCGAAGAAUUUACAACAACCACCGCGGCAGUUAAAAUACCAUCGUCCGGUUGCUCAACUGUACUGGCAGUGGGAGAUGCUCAACUGCAAUUGGCCGGCGAGAUGAACGGAACGACGUCGAUGGAGGUCGGAGACGACGGCGUCGCCGUUAUCACCAUCAACAAUCCACCUCUCAAUUUACUCUCAGUUAACGUGGUACUCAGCUUAAAAAGGAGCGUAGAGGAAGCCGUACAGAGAGAUGAUGUGAAAGCAAUAGUUUUGAUUGGUUCCAAAGGAUAUUUCUCGGCAGGCUUUGAUGUGACGGCCUUUGGUGUAAGCCAAGGGUAAAAGAGUAAGAAUUGUUAUAACUUUUUUCUAUAAUGUGGAAAACCUAAGCUCCAAUAGUCCAAUGUGUAUAAAGGGGUUCAUUUCACAACAGAAAGGAAGGACCUUGGCUUCAUGUCUUUAGAAUUUGUCACUGACACUUUGGAAGGUAAAUGUACUUAGAACACCUUGACUAUCUUGUAUUAAAUGGAAAA
Ipomoea triloba (trilobed morning glory) is the source of this 670-nucleotide messenger RNA. RefSeq names its product glyoxysomal fatty acid beta-oxidation multifunctional protein MFP-a-like. Gene Ontology annotation, molecular function: (3S)-3-hydroxyacyl-CoA dehydrogenase (NAD+) activity. NCBI's taxonomy places the organism in Eukaryota, Viridiplantae, Streptophyta, Magnoliopsida, Solanales, Convolvulaceae. Gene Ontology annotation, biological process: fatty acid beta-oxidation. The transcript is spliced from 3 exons. The record is from RefSeq and is a predicted model, not a curated record. The coding region runs from base 255 to 479 and encodes 74 amino acids. Gene Ontology annotation, cellular component: peroxisome.